This is a messenger RNA of Synchytrium microbalum, 783 nucleotides long. RefSeq lists its product as uncharacterized. Lineage: Eukaryota; Fungi; Chytridiomycota; Chytridiomycetes; Synchytriales; Synchytriaceae. The transcript is spliced from 5 exons. Gene Ontology annotation, molecular function: oxidoreductase activity. The record is from RefSeq and is a predicted model, not a curated record. The coding region runs from base 1 to 783 and encodes 260 amino acids.
AUGACUCAUCACGUCGCUCUAGUCACAGGAGCUGCAAGUGGAAUAGGUGUGAGCGCUUCUUCACCUGUUGGACUGUUUGAAAACUCCAUCUUUGCUCCACGUCUGGCGUGCGCCAAGGAAUUCUUUGAAACAGGCUGCUCAGUCGCUCUAUGCGACAUUGACGAAACCAAAGGCAUUCAAGAAGCACACAAUUUAAACUCAGUCGCAAAGGACGGUCAAAAGGCUGCCUUCUUCAAAGCUGAUUUGUCCAAACCUGAGGAUACUAGGACUUUGGUUUCGAGAACUGUCUCGCCGGUAGAGGACUUCCCUGAAGACAAAUGGCGCUUCAUGAUGGAGCUGAUGCUUAAUGCUCCAUUCGUGCUAACACAGACGGCGCUGCCCGGCAUGUACAAGAAUGGUUGGGGACGUAUCAUCAACAUUGGUAGCAUACAUGCCCACGUAGCUUCACCGUAUAAAUCUGCAUAUGUUACCGCCAAGCAUGGUCUGCUAGGCCUAACAAAAACCGUAGCCCUGGAAGGAGCUGAGAAGGGGGUGACAUGUAACAUGAUAUCUCCAUCGUAUGUACGAACUCCACUUGUGGAAAAUCAGUUGCAAGGACAAGCAGACUUGCACAACAUGAGUGUCGAGGAUGUGAUUACCAAAGUCAUGUUGGCGCCAGCUGCAAUCAAGAAGCUGCUGGAGCCGAUAGAGGUGGCGAAAUUUGCUGCUUAUCUAGUCAGUGAUUAUGGGAGUGGCAUUACUGGAUCAGCUCAUUCCAUUGAUUGUGGGUGGACCGCUCGAUAA